This is a messenger RNA of Hemiscyllium ocellatum (epaulette shark), 1155 nucleotides long. RefSeq names its product complement C1q tumor necrosis factor-related protein 5-like. The transcript is spliced from 5 exons. Gene Ontology annotation, molecular function: protein binding. NCBI's taxonomy places the organism in Eukaryota, Metazoa, Chordata, Chondrichthyes, Orectolobiformes, Hemiscylliidae. The record is from RefSeq and is a predicted model, not a curated record. Bases 1 to 1155 code for a protein of 384 amino acids.
AUGACACUAAGUAUAAUUCCAGCAUCUUUAAAACUUGAGGAAAGUGUUGAUGGUCUCCAGAAACGUGCUUAUGGGACUGGUUGUGGUCCAGCACCAAAGGUCAAUGGCGGAGAGUGUGUUAUUACUGGUGACACAGCGACAUGUGCAUGUGAUCCUGGUUACUCAAUGUUGGGAUCAUCAAUACUACACUGUCUAGAUUCAGGCGAAUGGGACUGUGAAGCACCAAAAUGUACCAAGGUCACGUGCCCAGUUCCUGUCAAAAUCCCACAUGGAUUUUUCAAAUAUGUUGGAAACUCUGUGAUAUAUUCCUGUGAACGUGGCUACUAUCUUCUAGGGAAAGAAUGUCUCACUUGCCUUAUCACUGGUAAAUGGGAUGGAUUUACACCACGCUGCCUCCCCAUACGUGCUCCACGUGGGCCACCAGGAGAUCCAGGUCCCAUGGGUCCAGAGGGACCAAAAGGUGAGCCAGGUGCAAAUGGAGAAAGAGGACCUCCAGGCUCUUCUGGGUUACCUGGACGUCGAGGGGAACAAGGUCCACCAGGCUAUCCUGGGCAACCUGGAUCAAGAGGCUCACAAGGUGCCAGAGGACCACCUGGGUCUAAAGGUCAAAAUGGUUCUAAUGGAAGACCAGGUGCAAAUGGGAACAGAGGUGCUCCUGGACAAAGGGGACAAAUGGGUGCGAGAGGGGAAAUGGGACAAAGGGGAGAAAAAGGAGACCGUGGACCUGUAGGACAACCAGGAACUUUACCAGUGAUUAACUAUGUAACUGCAGCUUUCUGUGUAAGUCUGGGCACUUAUAAUCCAGCACCAAAUGUGCCUAUUAUAUUUCGAAAUAUAAUAUACAAUGGUCAAGGACUUUAUUCUACCCAAACAGGCAUGUUUGUGUGUUCUAUUCCUGGAGUCUAUUUUUUUUCAUUCCACCUUGAAGUUAACAGAGUCAGUACCUAUGUUGAACUCACAAAAAAUGGCAAAGCCGUUGUUGCAGCCUACCAGGCAUAUCACAAUAGUUAUCAAUCAAUGUCAGGAGGUGCUGUGUUAGCAUUAGAUGCUGGAGAUAAAGUUUACUUGAGAACUUCAGAAGGGAAGAUUGGUAUCACUAAAUCAAGCAUUUUUUCUGGACACCUGCUUUUCAAAUGUCCAAAAUAUGUUCGUUAA